This is a messenger RNA of Plectropomus leopardus (leopard coralgrouper), 312 nucleotides long. NCBI's taxonomy places the organism in Eukaryota, Metazoa, Chordata, Actinopteri, Perciformes, Serranidae. The record is from RefSeq and is a predicted model, not a curated record.
GUGCAUCGUCCGCUGAGACCAGAGCGCGCACAGGUUUAACCCGUCGGACUCCUAGAGCUUGUCAACAUGAACUUCCUCACUGUGCUGUCCUGCCUCGGCCUGGUGCUGGUUGCUGCUGCCGCCCAGAAACCGAAACCCUGCGUUUCUCCAAUGCUGAUGAGUGGCGGCUUCACCAUCAUGGAUGACAGUGGACUCUACAUGUCCACCGGAACAAUAAGCUACGAUGCUUUUGGUCAGAGGAUGCGAGUUAGAAACUACAAGUUAGUUGGCAAUCACACUUCUUCUAUGGAUCAGCUGAUGCUUUUCAAAGAG